AUGGACCCUCUCGGGCCCGGCAAUGGCAGCGGGCACCCGCCAAACCGCCUCCGCAAGACUCCCACGCUCCAGAUCAACUCCCAGGUCCAGCGAGAGCCCAGCAACCCCUUCGCAGACGCCAGCAGCAGCAGCAACAACAACAUCUCCUCCGCCAGCACGCUCGCGGGGCCCUCGCCCAUCACGCCCCGGGCCCUCAUCUCGCCCCAGCAGCGCACCUUCUCGCCCUCCCCGGCUCCCGCUGACUCGCUCUCCCGCAACGAGUCCACCGAACGCCUCGCCGUGCCCGGGCCGGGAGGAAGCCUGCCUCGCUCGCGGGCCUACGUAGACGACUCCCAGAGCGGCUAUCCCUAUCCGACUUCUCAGAACCAGCAGCAGUUGCAGCAACAGCGUUAUUCAGGCGGUAAUGGUGGCGGCGGUGGUGGUGGUGGUGCGUAUGGUGCAGACUACACCAGCUUCUCCUCGCGGCGCACCAGCUGGAGUUCGGACGCGGCCAGUCGCCAUGCCAGCUACGGCUACGGAGGGUACACCUACUCGAGCCCGUUUGACGACUCGCGGGUGCCCUCGAGGGCCGGCAGCAGCGACGACGAAGGUGGCAUCACCACGCAGACCGUGACGGAGAAGUUUGCCAUCUUCCCGGACGGAGACCUGAUCGUGUACCCGCACGACGUCGAAAAGGACGACGAGCUGCACAACCCGGACCCCAACGACAAGGAGCGCAAGUGUGAUAUCUGGCACAAGCGAGGCAUCACCAACAUCGGUGCCCUGAUCUUCCUCAUCGGCGGUGUCUUGACCCUCUUCAUCGGAUAUCCUGUAAUAUCGUAUAUCCAGGGAUUGACGAGCAUCAAGGGAGGAUGUGCCGGUGACCCCAUGUGCAUAGACGCGGAUAUACCGCUGCUCAAGAACAUACGGACCGGCCUGAUCGAUCCAGACACGCCCAAGUCCGCCAUGAAGAAGAAGUCCGCCAACGGAAAGGACCUCGAGCUAGUGUUCUCCGACGAGUUCAAUCUCGAUGGACGGACCUUCUUCCAGGAAGACGACCCUUACCUGCAGGCCGUCGACAUCUGGUACGGUGUCACCCAGGAUCUCGAGUGGUAUGACCCCGAUGCUGUAACGACGAAGAACGGCAAGCUGGAACUCCGCUUCGACGCCUUCCAGAACCACUACCUCAACUACCGCUCCGGCAUGGUCCAGUCCUGGAACCAGAUGUGCUUCACCGGCGGCAGACUCGAGGCCAGCAUCUCCCUGCCCGGGCGAGGAGACGUCUCUGGUCUCUGGCCCGGUUUCUGGGCCAUGGGCAACCUAGGUAGACCCGGGUAUCCUGCCACCACAGACGGCAUGUGGCCCUACAGCUACCACGACAAGUGUGACGCCGGAAUCACUGCCAACCAGAGUGAUCCCGGCGGCCUCAGCUUCCUGCCGGGUAUGAGGCUUCCCGCCUGUACGUGUGACGAUGCGGACCAUCCCACGCCAGGCAAAUCACGCACCUCUCCCGAGAUAGACGUGAUCGAAGCCAGUGUCCACGCUCUGCAUGGCGAGAAGAAGCCCAUCAACGUCAUUGGAGACGUCUCCCAGAGUUGUCAGGUCGCUCCCUUUGACGUCUGGUACAUGCCAGACUACGCCAGGAAAAGAAAAAAUCAACUAACGAAAGCAGAUUUCACCGAGUUGUAUGACCCCGAAAUCACCAUCAUGAACGCCUACCGAGGAGGUGUCUACCAACAGGCCAUCUCCGGCGUCACCAACCUCAACAACAACUGGUACAACGGCAAGGAGUACCAGGUCUACGCCUUCGACUACAUCCCCGGCGACAAGGGCGAAAUCACCUGGUACGUAGGCAAGGAGAAGUCAUGGAAGCUCGACGCCCGCGCCCUCGGCCCCAACGGCAACGUCGGCCAGCGCGUCAUCCCCCGCGAGCCCAUGGCCCUGAUUGCAAACUUGGGCAUGUCCAACAGUUUCGCUGCCCUGAAUCUCACUGGCCUCGCGCCCCUGUUCCCCGCUACAAUGAGGAUAGAUUAUAUCCGCAUCUAUCAGGAAAAGGACAAGAAGAGCGUCACCUGUGAUCCGCCGGGAAUGGAGACAACAGACUACAUCAGGAAGCACAAGGAUGUUUAUCACAACCCCAACCUGACCACAUGGUAUGUUCAGAAUUCUCUCUUUCUGUCUCUCUUUUUAUUCUCGCUCGUUUUCUCCUUCUUUCAUUCUCGCUCUUUUUUUUUCCCACUUCAUAUAGCGCCAGCCUUGCUAACCGUUGGAUUUUUGUUCUUCCUACAGGGCGGAUACGGGCUAUCCUUGGCCGAAGAACAGCUUCGUGCAUGGUUGUGGUUGAGCCAUCUUGCUGGCACCGCGCCGUUCUCUCGGGCUGUUGUGGAUGGCCCUGGUAAAUAUAUCUCCCCCUUGCCACCCAGGCAAACAAGGGAUCUUUACUGUUGGAUGACUCGACGUUGCCUGGAUCCCUGUCUUCCUCCAACAUCCAUCGUUCAACUUGGGGCGACCUGGCUUAAGACACAUCACACCUCCUCUUCCUCCACCAAAAACACCAUCCACGCUACAUCCCGCCGUCAUGCCAUGCCGUGUCAUGCCAUGCUAUGCCAUCUCAAGCCAGCUCGAAUCGAGUCGAGCCUAAACAACCGAGAAACACGCACGAGUACCACAAAACAACCACACAAACACGCCAGAAAACGCAUACUAAAAAAAAAUGAGAAAAACGAAGCAAAUCAAAUCAUUCCAAAAACACGCCAAAAAGCAACGCAAGUCUAA
Trichophyton benhamiae CBS 112371 is the source of this 2754-nucleotide messenger RNA. RefSeq lists its product as uncharacterized. Gene Ontology annotation, cellular component: endoplasmic reticulum membrane; plasma membrane. Gene Ontology annotation, molecular function: glucosidase activity. The coding region runs from base 1 to 2754 and encodes 917 amino acids. The transcript has 7 exons. NCBI's taxonomy places the organism in Eukaryota, Fungi, Ascomycota, Eurotiomycetes, Onygenales, Arthrodermataceae. The record is from RefSeq and is a predicted model, not a curated record. Gene Ontology annotation, biological process: (1->6)-beta-D-glucan biosynthetic process; fungal-type cell wall organization.